Molecule: messenger RNA, 2150 nt
Organism: Malus domestica (apple)
Lineage: Eukaryota; Viridiplantae; Streptophyta; Magnoliopsida; Rosales; Rosaceae
Product: pentatricopeptide repeat-containing protein At5g66520-like
Biological process (GO): RNA modification
Cellular component (GO): intracellular membrane-bounded organelle
Molecular function (GO): protein binding; zinc ion binding; RNA binding
Source: RefSeq, a predicted model, not a curated record
AAAUGCCAAACCCCCGAAGCCUUAGAAGCGCCUUAUAUAAAACCCAAGGCCGACGCUUCAGAGAAUCAGAAGUGAAGAAAAACCGUUGAAAGGCAACGACCUUUUGAAGAGUCUCAAUGCUUUCAACGGUCACUUGCCUCCAUCUUCCUCCUCUUAACCACAAUACAGACUCUCACUCUCCCCAAACCCUCACAGUAACCCACCUCCUCCACAGCUUUGCCUCCCCAUCCGAGCUCAAACAACUCCACGCCCACCUCAUCAAAACCAACUCUCCUCUCACUUCCCUCCCUCCCUCUCGAAUCGCCUUCGUUUGCUCUCUCAACCCCAGCUUCUCCUAUGCCCGGAAACUCUUCCAACAUCUUGAAACCCCCGAGACGGAAGCCUGGAACUCGUGCCUGAAAGCCUUCGCUGAAGGCAACGACCCCAUUGAUGCAAUUCUGCUUUUUAACCAGUUGCAGAGCUUUUGUGUUUCGCCGGAUAGUUUUACGCUUUCUUUCGUUCUGAAGGCGUGUACACGUUUGUUGGAUGUUUCCAAAGGCAGAGGAAUACAUGGGUAUGUAGAGAAACUUGGGUUUCAGUCGAAUUUGUUUCUGAUGAAUAUGAUUCUGAAUUUGUAUACUUUGUGUGGCGGAGAGCGAGAUGCGCGGUUGGUGUUUGAUAAAAUGCCGCAGAGGGAUGUUGUGACGUGGAAUAUAAUGAUAACCCAGUUGGUAAAGAGGGGUGAAAUUAAGGGGGCGUAUGACUUGUUUUCGCAGAUGCCCGGUAGAAGUGUGAGGUCAUGGACGUUGAUGAUUUCGGGGUUUGUUCAAUGCGGGAAGCCUAAGGAGGCUAUUGGUUUGUUUUUGGAGAUGGAAGAGGCUGGCGUGAGGCCAAAUGAGGUGACCGUAGUGGCUGUUCUUGCUGCAUGUGCUGAUUUGGGGGACUUGGAUUUGGGUGGGAGAAUUCAUGAGUACUCGAACCAAAGUGGGUUUAGCAGAAAUGUUCGUGUUUCCAAUACUUUGAUUGAAAUGUAUGUCAAAUGUGGAUGCUUGGAGGAUGCCUGUAAGGUUUUCGAUGGGAUGAAAGAGCGAACGGUUGUUUCAUGGUCAGCGAUGAUUGCAGGGCUUGCCAUGCAUGGACAAGCUGAGGAAGCUUUGGGACUUUUCUCUGAGAUGAUUGAGAAAGGCAUGGAUCCGAAUGAUGUAACCUUUGUCGGACUGUUGCAUGCUUGUAGCCACAUAGGGUUUGUGGAUCAGGGUCGUGAAUUCUUCACCAGCAUGACUAACGACUAUGGUAUAGUUCCUAAAAUUGAGCACUACGGUUGCAUGGUUGAUCUUUUGAGUAGGGCAGGGCUCCUUCAAGAGGCUCACGAGUUUAUCAUUAACAUGCCUAUCAAGCCCAAUAGCGUCGUAUGGGGAGCUCUCCUUGGCGGAUGCAAAGUUCACAAAAACAUUGAACUGGCUGAAGAAGCAACAAAGCACCUUUCUGAAUUAGAUCCACUUAAUGAUGGAUACUAUGUGGUUUUGUCAAACAUUUAUGCAGAAGCACAACGGUGGGAAGACACAGCGAGAGUGAGAAAGUUAAUGAGGGAUCGAGGUGUGAAGAAGACUCCCGGCUGGAGUUCAAUCACACUGGAUGGAGUAGUUUAUGAGUUUGUUGCCGGGGAUGAAACCCAUCCGCAAGCUCAGGAGAUUGUCCAAAUGUGGGAGAAACUAGUUGAGAAAAUGAAGCUGAAGGGUUAUGUGCCUAACACCUCGGUUGUUCUGCUAGACAUAGAAGAGGACCAGAAGGAAAAAUUUCUCUAUCGUCACAGCGAGAAACUAGCACUGGUUUUCGGGUUGAUCAACACAUUACCUGGAACACCAAUUCGAAUUAUGAAGAAUCUUCGUGUUUGUGAGGACUGUCAUGCUGCUUUCAAACUUAUAUCAGCAAUUGUUGAUAGGGAGAUUGUUGUACGUGACCGGAAUCGGUUCCAUUGUUUCAAAGAUGGUUCUUGCUCCUGCAAGGAUUACUGGAAUCUUGGACAAAUCUUCAUGUGCAGUGCAGGACAUGACUGCUUCUUUGUUUUUUCCCCUAAAGAUUAAUACAAACAACUUACAACCCAACAAACAAGAAAUUUUUCGGUGGAAUUCAGGCGUAAUGUUAUUAGUUUAUUCAUUUUAUAACAAUUA